Molecule: messenger RNA, 3616 nt
Organism: Polyodon spathula (Mississippi paddlefish)
Lineage: Eukaryota; Metazoa; Chordata; Actinopteri; Acipenseriformes; Polyodontidae
Product: tyrosine-protein phosphatase non-receptor type 22-like
Exons: 27
Coding region: 74-2878 (934 amino acids)
Biological process (GO): peptidyl-tyrosine dephosphorylation
Cellular component (GO): cytoplasm; nucleus
Molecular function (GO): non-membrane spanning protein tyrosine phosphatase activity
Source: RefSeq, a predicted model, not a curated record
UAGAGGGGUCUGUUACUCAUGACAUGUCCAGCCUGGGCUCGGAGGCACUGCUAGCGGAUAUAGGUCUUCUAACAUGGACCAAAAGGAGGUUCUGAGCAGAUUCCUGGAAACAGUGCGAAGCAAAGAGGCUGAUUCUAGCGAGGUCUUUGCUAAUGAGUUCACAAGACUAAAAAGACAGUCGACCAAAUACAAAAAUGAAAACCCCUCAAAAGCAGCAGAGAAACAGGAAAAUUGCAAGAAGAAUAGAUACAAAGAUAUAGUGCCAUUUGACCACAGCAGAGUGAAGCUGUCGUUGAUAACAUCGGACACAGAUUCUGAUUUCAUCAAUGCAAGUUUUAUCAGGGGAGUGUAUGGGCAAAAGGCAUACAUUGCCACUCAGGGACCCCUGCCGAACACUGUCUUAGAUUUCUGGAGGAUGAUCUGGGAAUACAAUGUGCAAGUUAUUGUAAUGGCCUGCAGGGAGUUUGAAAUGGGAAGGAAAAAAUGUGAGCGUUACUGGGCAACCCUGGAAGAGGAGUCAUUUAAGUGUGCCGUUUUCUCCAUUUCAUGCGAAUCUGAGGAAAAUAAAGGCGAUUAUGUUGUUAGGAUACUUAAAGCAACCUUAUUUAAUGAAUGUCGUGCAAUUUAUCAACUCCACUAUGUUAACUGGCCAGACCAUGGAGUGCCCAGCUCCCUAGACCCAAUACUGGAGAUGAUCUUGGAAAUGCGUUCCUAUCAGGAACACGAUGACGUCCCACUGUGUAUCCACUGCAGUGCUGGCUGUGGCAGGACCGGAGUGAUAUGUGCCAUUGACUACACCUGGAAGCUGCUAAACAAUGGGAUUAUCCCAGAGAACUUCAGUGUCUUCGACUUGGUUCAGGAAAUGAGAACACAAAGGCCGUCCCUUGUCCAAACCAAGGAGCAGUACGAACUUGUUUACAUUUCAGUAAAGCACUUGUUCCAAAAACAUUUAGAGAACAUGGACAGAGAUUGCAAAUUGGAUGUGACUGAGAGUCUGUCUACACCUUUGGAUAUCUCAUCUGAAAGUGAGACACUAGCAAGCCAAGAAGCUAAUAUUGUGGAACCAGAGCAAGGUUACAGAUUUUCAGAUGAGGAAAGGCCAGAGAAAACUCUUAAUCAUUGUUUUGAUGUUGCACAAGAAAUUGCACCAUUGACUUCCUCUGCAUACCAGGUCAACACUCCCCCACAGAGCACCCAACAGAACUUCACCCCCGCGAGGCACACAGAGUCUUACUACCCUGAUGCAGAUAUACGGUGCAUUGCAGGCUUGUCUGAAAUUAGAAGGCAGCACCUGGCUAUGUUCAUCCACAACAAUAGCUGGGAGAUGAAUCAAGAGAAUCUCCUCAGCUUAGACUCAAACAAGACAGAGGACAGUUACCUGUCUUCAGGAUUAACAAACCCUAGAGGUGGGCCUGCUGGUAAGAUAACAGUGUGUAGGGUCAAAUCAAAUCCUUUUACUCAGGGCUAUCCAGCAGAGGAAUGCGAUCAGGGAAUGAUGGAGGCCUUGUGGGACCUUCGCCAGGAACACACAUCACGUUCCUUGAAUAACCUGAACCAGGACAGAGGGGUGCUGGACAGGCUGGAGGAUAUCAGCUUUGCUCACCCUUACUGGGAACCAGGUCUGGCAAACAAAGGGCACUGGAGUGAACCUGCGGAUCCCUUUCCCUUCCAUCCUGCUUCUCAGGACCAUGCUGGCUCCUGCUAUACUGUGGAGGAUCCUUACUUCUCUACAGAUAUUACUGAUUCCCUUGAUGGAUCUCAGGAUGUCCUCUGGGGGUCUAGUGGAAAUGCUAGUGAAUGGGGGAAGAGAGUCCUUGACCACUGGACCAAGAGCCCUAGUUACAACACCUCUUCAUCCCAAGUUUUAGCAGCUUCAGAUAACCACGCUGAUGAAGAAACUCCGCCACCCCUGCCAGAGCGAACUCCAGAGUCCUUUGUGUUGCCGAGCCAGUCUGAGCCUGCUUCUGCUACCCGGCUUCCUAUUCCUAUAAGCGCACAGGAGUCUAUUGAGGGUCCCCUGGACAAUGACUCUCACACUCCUCCACUCCCUGAAAGAUCUCUGAAGAAGUUGUUUGUGCUCACCAGCAAAGAGAAGUCUCCGUCUCCAUUGACUCCGCCUCUACCUGAAAGAACACCAGAGUCGUUUGUGCUGGCCAGUACUCUGAGCCCAGCCCCCCAGCCCCAGCCUUCCACAGACACGUUAAGAGUGAGAAUGUCUUCGGAAUGGUGCAGGAAUCCUCAACCAAAAACCUUUUUAGAACCAGAGAAAUCAAUGCACAGAAGCAAGAGUUUAAAAUUUGGAACUUCAAAACAGGAGUCUCCGUCUCCAUUGACUCCGCCUCUACCUGAAAGAACACCAGAGUCGUUUGUGCUGGCCAGUACUCUGAACCCAGCCCUCCAGCCCCAGCCUUCCACAGGCACGUUAAGAGUGGGAAUGUCUUUGGAAUGGUGCGGGAAUCCUCAACCAAAAACCUUUUUAGAACCAGAGAAAUCAAUGCACAGAAGCAAGAGUUUAAAAAUGAAAUGUUCAAAACUAGUGCCAUUUUCUGUUGCCCCUGUACCUACCCCUUCCAGCACAGCAUCUGAAUGGGUUCUCAGAGGGAAUGGUGAACAACUACCUGCAGCUAACGGACCCCCCGGCUCAGCCAUGGUGCCAGUGCAGCCAGAUGAGAAGUCAGGUGCAAAACUGUUACUGUCUGGCUUCGCAAGGUCUAAGAGCAUGAAGUUUCUAAAAAAUGUGAAAAAGACAAAGAAUGCAACUUCAGCAGUAAAUGCAAUCGAAUCUGCCCCAUCAAACCACACAAGCUCCAAGUUUAGCUUCGGGUUUGGCAAUCGUUUUUCCAAACCUAAAGGACCAAGGAAUCUCCCUGCAAGCUGAAUAUGAUGACCUUGUGAUAAUAAAUUCAACCUGGCUCGUUGUACAGGCCUGGCUUACAGGGCACACUUGUUGUUCAUGUAUUUAUUUGUAUUUUAUUUGUAUUGUUUUAUUGCUUUUGGUUAAGUUUGAGCCCAAUGAAUACAGAGGAUCUCUAAGCUCUUCUAUUUCUACAGCACAAUGUAAUGUCCUCCUGUCUCCUGCUCCAGGAUUUCCUGUAACAGAGGUGGAAUCAUUAGAGACCAUGGUGUGUGUGCCACCUGAGAAAAGACAAGACUUGCUUCACAUUGUCUUGCAAGUCUGCUGAUGGAAUUUAAAAAGUGACAACCAUUACUGAACAUAUAUUUGCUCAUAGGAAUACAGUAUUUACCUCAGUAAGGUCCGUUUUUAAGAUUAGGAUCUUUUAAGAUUAGGAUAUUUGUCAAUUAGUUUUUGGCAUGACUGUUUAGUGAUUUUUGACUAUUCUUCAACGCAAAAUUGUUAGAGUUCAUUCAAAUUCCAAGGACCUCUUGUGCUCAGCCUCCUUCAACUCAUAUCAAAGAUUCUCAAUCGGAUUUAGAUCGGCACUUUGACGAGGCCAUUCCAGAACCUUGAUUUUAUUGUUCUUUAACCAUUCUGAAGUAGAUUUAUUGUGUGCUUUGGAUCGUGUUGAAACAUCCAGUUGCUCUUUUAAAUCAAGUUUUGUAGUGGAGGGUUUCAAAUGAUUGGCCAAUAUCUUUUGUAUGUUAUGGAAUCCUUUUA